Cylicostephanus goldi is the source of this 526-nucleotide messenger RNA. NCBI's taxonomy places the organism in Eukaryota, Metazoa, Nematoda, Chromadorea, Rhabditida, Strongylidae. The record is from the annotation of a GenBank genome assembly.
UCUUUUUUUCGCCUUUAGGUAAGUUCCUUUUCCAUCUCUUUUUCCUUUGGGGUUGGUUGCCCCGAUCUAAAUCUCAGGUGCCGUGGCACACAGCCUUGCUCUGAAUAUUCGCCGCGUGCAAGUCAUUUUGGCUACGAUAGUUGGUACUCGUUGCAGGAUUGACUACUCAGACUUGAACUCCACUUUUCGCUUGAGCAGCUCAGUCAGGUUCUCCCCUCAUGUGGUUGCUACUCCGCUAGUAAAUCUUCCAGACGACUUUGUUGUCAAAGGGUCACAAGCCAAGGAGCUACGGGAUGUUACGGCGCAAGCCAUUUCGGAAGCAUGGAAGUAUCCGCGGUCGGCAACUUCGGCUUUGGCUAAACAGGGUCUCAACAACUCGUUCAGUGCUGUUGGGCAGAUAGUUGACGGGAUCCCUCAAGUAUCUCCGUGCGCUCCUAUGGAAAUGGCCUAUAUCAAAGAUUACCUAUUUCACAGGUGCAAACUAUGGGGACCUUACUCUCUUCUCAGUUUGGCUCUGCCGCUUUGA